This is a messenger RNA of Maudiozyma saulgeensis, 462 nucleotides long. The record is from the annotation of a GenBank genome assembly. NCBI's taxonomy places the organism in Eukaryota, Fungi, Ascomycota, Saccharomycetes, Saccharomycetales, Saccharomycetaceae.
AUGGAUGGUAAAUGGGAUGCUAAAGGUAUGCAAAUUGCUUACGAAGAAGCCGCACAAGGUUAUGCUGAAGGUGGUGUACCAAUUGGUGGGUGUUUGAUUAACAACAAGGAUGGUACUGUUCUAGGUCGUGGUCAUAACAUGCGUUUCCAAAAGGGUAGUGCCACUUUACAUGGUGAAAUCUCUACUUUAGAGAAUUGUGGUAGACUAGAAGGUAAAGUUUAUAAAGAUACAACUUUAUUCACUUCGUUAUCUCCAUGUGAUAUGUGUACAGGUGCCAUUAUCAUGUAUGGUAUUCCAAGAGUUGUCAUUGGUGAAAAUGUUAACUUUAAGAGUCCCGGUGAGAAAUAUCUUGUUGAACGUGGUUGUUCUGUUCAUGUUACAGAUGAUGAAAAAUGUAAGACAAUUAUGAAGAAAUUUAUUGUUGAAAGACCACAAGAUUGGUUUGAAGAUAUUGGAGAAUAA